Molecule: messenger RNA, 950 nt
Organism: Colletotrichum destructivum
Lineage: Eukaryota; Fungi; Ascomycota; Sordariomycetes; Glomerellales; Glomerellaceae
Exons: 2
Coding region: 53-913 (286 amino acids)
Source: RefSeq, a predicted model, not a curated record
CAUGUUGCAGCUAAUGAAAUGAUAGUACCUGACACCCUUGACCUUCUGAACAAUGUCGUACAUCGGUGGACAAGCAGCUGCGAGUCCGAAACCCGGCACCGACUUCGUCGUCAUUGGCGCAGGCAUGUCGAGAACGGGCACCAAGUCGUUCGGGGAAGCUCUUUCAAUCAUCUUGGAGGGCCCCGUCCAUGAUGCUGGUGUGCAAUGCAACGCCGGUCACAGGGUAGCUGGUGAGCGGUGGCUUGAGGUUCUGGAGCUUGGCGCGAUACCUCCGGAGUCUAGGACCAAGACGCAACACAACAAGAUCCAGUAUCUUCUUUCCGAGUUGACCGAGGGCUAUGUGGCAACGGUAGACUGGCCAGCCAACUUCAUGACUGAGGAGUUACUACAGCUGCACCCCAACGCUGUUGUCAUCUGCACGACGCGUGACCCCGACUCCUGGGCUAAGAGCUUGGCCAUUCUAGGCCAGGUCAUGAACAACUGGUACUUCCCAUUCCUCGUCUCGGUCCUGCCCAAGGUGGGCCUUCACUCCCGGUGGAGGGAAGGCUGGGAGAAGAUGGUCCGAUCUCGUUACCAAGUACCGAGCAGUGCUAGCGAGCACUUUAACAUCGUCAUUCACGAGGACUAUCUUCGCAAGGUUGUGCCCAAGGAGAAGUUGCACUUCUAUACUCUGGGGUCAGGGUGGGGCCCCCUUUGCGAGAUCUUGGGAGUUCCUGUGCCUGCCAUCCCCUUUCCUCAUUGCAACCGGGGCGACGACAUUCGGAGGACAUAUCGCAACUUCAUGUUCGCUGGUGCUGCGGCAUGGACGGGUAUCUUUGGUUCGGCUUUUGUGGUUUGGUGGUUGCUGGCGCGUAAAAACAGCAUCUGGAGCAUCGUUUCGAUGUUGAAGUCCGCGACAUCGCGCAAGAGCUAAAGUUUAGAGUGUCAUAUAAAUGCUGUUUUGAUUCGGC